CGUGGGGGAGUCGCUCCAGGAGGGCGGGGUUAGUCCGAUGCGUGGACGGUGGCCGAGAGACGCCAUGCCUUGCGCGCCUUUGCUUUCCGCCCCAUUUCUCCCUCUCCUCAUUUCAUGAAGAGGGAAUAAACGGCACACGAAGUAGCGCAGCAGCCAUGGAGGAGCUGAGCGCUGUCGGGGGGCAGGUUUUCGAUGCAGAAUGUAUCCUGAACAAGAGGUUCCGUAAGGGAAAGUCGGAGUAUCUGGUGAAGUGGAGAGGCUGGUCCUCCAAGCACAAUAGCUGGGAACCUGAGGAGAAUAUCCUUGACCCCAGACUGUUGGUGGCGUUCCACAAAAGGGAACAGGAAAAGGAGAUUCAAAUCCGAAAACAAGGAAAGAGGCCAAGGGGUCGCCCACGAAAAAAAGUAGAACCAGAGAUUACAACGACAUCCAAGUCAAGUAGUUCAUCCUCCUCAUCCUCAUCGUCUUCUUCCUCUUCUUCGUCGUCUUCUUCAUCAUCUUCUUCCUCAUCAUCGUCAUCCUCUUCUAAUGAGGACAGUGACAGUGAAGGCAAGGCCAGGCACCGAGUUCGAGAAUCCCAUCCCGUACCACAAAAAAAGGCACAGGUAGUAAUUGCAAAGCCAGAAAACAAGGACGCUACCAAGAAAAAACGGGGCAGGAAAGUAAUUCAUCCAGAGCACAAAGUAAACCUCAAAAGCAAGUCACCACGCAAAAUACCAAAAACAGCAGGAAAAGACACUGCUACAGAAAUGAAAGCUGAGGAAAAGACAAAGAAACCCCUUCAACCUGCCAGCUUCACUUACACCGGGCUUAGCAGGAAUACUAAGGAUCUGUCAAACUCAAACACUAUGCCAAGUUCCAUAUCUUUUGUCAACAGUAGUGCCUCAAAGCGUUCUUUAAAUUCUGCCGUGGUAGGAGCAAAUCGUCUGCUUUCCCCAUCUGUUCAUUCUUCCAACAAGCCAACUCAUGGCAAAAGUUCUGCAGAGUUUAAAUCGGGAAUUUCAGUAUCAACUAGUAGUCCAGGUCAUGCAGGAUUAGACUUGAAAAUGACCUCUUCGAAGUCAUCUGGAGCCUCAGCACUUAAUCUGCAAAAUUCUAAACUUUUAAACAGUCAGGGAGUUAAUAAAACUCUAAAUCGCUCUCCAAAUGACAAAAAGACAGCAGAAUUGUCUGGACAGAAUACGGUGGGGCACCAUUUGAACAAUGAUGAUAAACUGGUAGCUUCUUCACCUACAAAAUGUAAUGCAAACCAGGCUAUUAGUCUGCAGGCUUUAAAUUUGCAAAGUGUCAGUAAGUCAUCUCCAACUCUCAGCAGUGUCCCUGGAGGAUGUGCAUCAGUAAAAAGCACAGGGGUGUCGAGCCUGAAAACUGCAGCAAGCCCAAACCGAAAACCAACUGGAAUGAAUACUCAGCAGAGUAAUAAUUUGGGACUAAAUUUAGUUACUUCAGUCAACCCACACCAGGAACUGGGAUCAGCGGAAGAAAAAAAUAAAGGAGGAGCUGAACUGGAUAAGCAGAAUAAAAAAUCUGUUAAGGCUGAAAAAGAUGCACCAUCAAAUAACUUGGCGCUGACAAUGGAGAGCCAGGCCCAAAAAAUUAGCAAGAGACAGCAGGAGAACAAGGCUUCCAAGGAGCAGGCAAAAUUGGCAGCCAAAACUGUAAGUGAGAUGAGUACUGGGGAAGAAGAGUCUACCUCCGAAUCUGACCAAGAUUGCUCUUUUUCCAAGAAUGGACAAAAUAUGUCAAUUUCUGUUCAAACCAGCCAGGACUGGAAGCCUCCUAAGAGCCUCUUGGAGCACGUAUUUGUCACCGACGUAACUGCUAACCUUGUAACGGUGACUGUUAAGGAGUCCCCAACCAGCGUUGGAUUCUUUAACAUUCGGCAUUACUAAAUUCUAAAGACAAUGGCCAGUUGAAACAAGGACAGCAAGCUUUAAGAAGCACAGAUAAGCUGUGAUGAAGCAGUACAGAAAUAAGGAUGUAUAUUACUGUAUCGAAGCACCUUUUUUUUAAUUUUUUAAAUACAUGUGUACUACCUAGACAACGGACAUGUUAGACUCCAUCAGUAGUGGCAGAAGGAUAACAGUAACAGUGUUUUAUGCAUGUAUAUGGACUGCUGCACAUGUACUUUCAUGACUGUGACUGAAGAUUUAAGUCUUUAUUUAUAAUUAUUGCUGUUCUUACUAAUACAAUAUUGGAUUAUUUUCAGUGCAAGACUUUGGGUGACUAGUAUAAUAUUCAAAAGAAUCCAAGUCUUGCCGUCAAAGUAACCUCUAAGUACUAAUUGUUCUAUUGGUAAAAUGUUGUCUAUUCUCAUAGGUGGGAGCAUGUGUGUAGUUUUGCUUAAACAUGCAUGUAUUUACUAUAUAUUUUAAAAUAACUACCUGUAGAAGGUGUCUGGUGACGACAAACACAAAGAGAGUAUCUGCCUACAGCAUCCUAAUGGUCAUCUGUUGAACUGCAGUGACAUUAUCAGUAAUGUGAAACCGGAGUCAAUGAUUGUAGAAAGCGGUUCAUUCUUCAUUCCAUCUGCUUUAGUUAUUUUAUUAUUAUUAUUAUUAUCUUUUUGUUAUCAUGCCUAUGUAAAAUAAUUGUAUUUCAUACUCUACAUUUAUAAGUGUUUUAAUAUUUGGGUUACAUUCUUUUAAGAUGCUUUUGUAUAUUUAAAUGUCUGUCAAAUUUUGUUGCAAAAUUCUACUUGCCAGGUGCUAAUGGUGACUGAUUUACCUCAUAGAAAGUAAUUCCUUUGCAGUCUCAAAAAAUGACAAAAGACAAAGAAUUUGACCAGUUUAUAUAUUUUAAAUUCCGUUCCCUGCAUAAAAUUGCUAACAUCUGUAGCAGUAACUGCAAGUUCUAGUAUUUUACCAGUCCUAAGGGAGAAUUGUUUUUUUAAUUUCCUGAAUAUGGAACUGAAGAGAAUAGAACUAUUUGCCCUGUAAACUAAAGCUAGUUAUGUUUACAAAUGUUAAUAGAACAGUGUUUUCAAAAAAUGUUUUAACUGUGUUAAUGUAUCGCUUGACUGAGAAUUUGUUUUUAAUGAUCCAUUUUAAGUUUGUUUAGUCGUAAUUUGCAAUUACUAAAACAAUCAAUCACUCUUUAUUUCAGCUCAGUGUGUGAAUUUGUCUAGUUCGGAUUAUUUCAAAUACUGUAUAAGUUAACAAAAAAAAAAAAUCUGUUUGUUUUUAAUAUUUACCUCACCACCCUUCUGAUUUGAAAUUUAAAAUAAGUACAGCACUGUCAUUUUGUUUAGUUGUGUUCCAUAAUUUGUCCUGCAGUUUUAUUGUUUUAAAGUUAAUGUUUCAUAUUAAACAUGUAAACGGUGCAGAGAGAUUAA
Polypterus senegalus (gray bichir) is the source of this 3334-nucleotide messenger RNA. RefSeq names its product chromobox homolog 2 (Drosophila Pc class) (gene cbx2). Lineage: Eukaryota; Metazoa; Chordata; Cladistia; Polypteriformes; Polypteridae. The record is from RefSeq and is a predicted model, not a curated record. Gene Ontology annotation, cellular component: PRC1 complex; heterochromatin. The coding region runs from base 156 to 1892 and encodes 578 amino acids. Gene Ontology annotation, biological process: negative regulation of transcription by RNA polymerase II. The transcript has 5 exons.